Molecule: messenger RNA, 1152 nt
Organism: Cuscuta campestris
Lineage: Eukaryota; Viridiplantae; Streptophyta; Magnoliopsida; Solanales; Convolvulaceae
Source: the annotation of a GenBank genome assembly
CGAAUGGCACCAACAACCCGGAGUAACCAAUUGGAAGGCGGGGGUGCAGAACCUGACCCCAUUGCCGUCUAGUUAGCCGCCAUCGCCGAGAGACUAGCCGUCAUGGAAUCCCUGAAAGACGACAUCGCCGCCCUCAAGUCUCAUGCUUCAUCUUCUAGUAACAGCGGUUUUAAACGUGGUCAUAAAGAUCCUGCCGAUGAUGGUGAGUACUCUUGGAGAAACAAUCGUCCUUAUCGCCCUUAUAACAAGAUAGAUUUCCCUGUAUUUAGUGAUGGAGAUCCUAGAGUAGGGGAUGUGGUGUUUCUAAAGAUACAACCCUAUAGGCAAAAAAGCUUGGCUAAACGGCGAUAUGAUAGGCUUUCUCCCCGGUUCUUUGGGCCUUACAAAGUUACACGCAAGGUGGGGCCUGUUGCUUAUGAGUUAGAAUUGCCUCCAGAUGCUCGCGUUCAUCCGGUGUUUCAUGUAUCAAUGCUGAAACCAGCUAGGGGGCAAGUUCCAACUUCACCUAUUGCUCCCCUCCCCAUCACAAAGGAUUGGAAAUUUGACGUGCAGCCUAAAGAAGUUCUCUCUCACCGCUGGGUAUGGGAAGCAGGUCAGCAUGUGCUGGAGUUACUCAUCUCUUGGUGUCAACGUCCAGUGGAGGAAGCUACCUGGGAGUGUUAUGAUCUGUUGCGAGCUCAAUUCCCUUCCUUUCGACUUGAGGACAAGUCGUUUUACCGGGCGGGUAGUAGUGAUAAGCCUCCAAUCAGAUUGGUAUAUUCAAGAAGGAAAAAGAAGAUGGCAAAGGGUGGGCCGGCAGAAGUGGAGCAGCUCAAAAUGUUAAUGGGCAUUUCAAACAACCCACUAAGUGGCUGAGUGGGUGGGUUACGUGGCAAUUACCAACUCCCUUGGGAGUGGGUUUAUUACUUAGUGUCAUGUUAUUUUCUUAUGUGAUUAUCUUUUAUUGUAUUUUCCUUUGAGAAUCUGGAGACUAUCCCUUCUCAAAUUGGGACUUGAUGUACUUUUUUUAAUUCUAAAUUCAAUCAAGCUCAAGCUUUAUCAACCAAUCUCGGCCAGGCUUCUUCGGCAAUGUUCCAUUCCUUCUCUGAUCGACGCAGCUAGGAUUUGCCACCAACACCCUCCUUCGUUCUCCAAUGAAGCAGUUAGGGUUUU